Messenger RNA from Zophobas morio, 3103 nucleotides. RefSeq names its product pre-mRNA-processing factor 39 (gene Prp39). Lineage: Eukaryota; Metazoa; Arthropoda; Insecta; Coleoptera; Tenebrionidae. Gene Ontology annotation, molecular function: protein binding; pre-mRNA 5'-splice site binding. Gene Ontology annotation, cellular component: U1 snRNP; U2-type prespliceosome; commitment complex. Gene Ontology annotation, biological process: RNA processing; mRNA 5'-splice site recognition. The transcript has 8 exons. The record is from RefSeq and is a predicted model, not a curated record. The coding region runs from base 103 to 2904 and encodes 933 amino acids.
CAGUAUUUUCUCGGCUUUUCCGCUUGUGUACAUAGCACGUAUUUCGCAAAAAAGCUAGAAAAAACGCCGUUCUUGCGGUAAAAAGUGUACAAUUCGAACAACAUGGACAGCGGCGACGACACAACCAACAACGAAAACGUAAGGAGGACACGCUCGGGCAAAAUCGUACGGACGCCUCCGGCAGUGAAAACCCCGGCGAAGAAGACGCGCAAAAAGGUCGUACUCAUGGAGGUGGAAGUCUCUGAAGAAGAGGAAGAAAUCCAGUCGAACAACACGCAGAAGAGCGAAGAACCGGAGCACAACAACGGCGCCGCGAACGACGAUAAUCACGAGGAGGAGUUGGAGGAGCAGGCGGUGAUGGACAUCGCUGAAGAUGGAGUGGAGGCACCAGCGGGUGCGGAGGAUGAUGAUGAUGCCGCGUUGAGCGCCUUGAUUGAUGAGAGGAUGGCACAAGAGGCUGAAGCGAGUAAGGAGGGAAUGGAGGAUGGGGAGGAGAUGACGUUCGCGGAACCGGUGGUGGAAGAGAGCAGCGACAUACAAGAAGUAGAUGAAGUGGUGGAGGAGACGGAUGUGUCGAUGGUUGAAGAGAAGAAUGGGGUGGGUGGGUUGAGCGAGACAGAACAGGAGAAGGAUGAAGAGAAGAAGGAAGACGAGAACGCGGAAAGCGUAGAAGAGAAGAUCGAAGAAAGUGAAGAGAGUAAGAAAGAGGAAGAACGACCAGUGCAGACGGGCGAACCCGACGCCGAAAACAUAUCAGAAGAUGAGCUGCCCACGGUGCAAGCCGUCAAAGUACCAGAAACCGAGGAGGUCUCCGACGAAGAGCUUCCAGGGCCGAAGCGCGCGGAGCUGCCCGCCGACACCGAGGUGGUGUCGGAGGACGAACUGCCGACCGUGAAAAAGGAAGCGCCGAAGCGAAAAUUGGCGGAGGGCGACUACGACCCGGGAUCGCCGACUUCGGAGGGCGAAACGCCGUCGAAGAAGCCGUCGCUGGAGAGCGCGGCGGUCAAAGAGGAAGAUAAGAAGGAGAAACCGAAGAAGCUUCCAGAGCUAGAUAAGUACUGGAAGGCGGUGAACGACGACCCGACUGAUUUCACGGGUUGGACGUACUUGCUGCAGUAUGUGGACCAGGAGAAUGACAUGGAGGCCGCCCGAGAAGCCUACGACGCGUUCUUGUCCCACUACCCCUACUGCUACGGCUACUGGCGCAAGUACGCCGACUACGAGAAGCGCAAAGGCAACAAGAAGAAGUGCGAAGAGGUAUUCGAGAGAGGCUUGAAAGCGAUUCCGCUCUCCGUCGAUUUGUGGAUCCACUACCUCACCUACGUGAAAACGACCAAACCGGACGACGAGGACUACAUCAGGUCGCAAUUCGAGAGGGCGAUCGCUGCCAGCGGACUGGAAUUCCGGUCGGACAGGCUGUGGGACUCGUACAUCAAGUGGGAGACGGAGGGCAAGAGGCUGCAGAACGUCACGUCGAUCUACGAUAGGCUCUUCACCACACCGACGCAGGGCUACAACACGCAUUUCGAAAACUUCCAAGAGCACAUCUCCUCGAACCCUCCUAACAAAGUCGUAGAAGUGGACGAAUUCUUGGCUCUGCGCAAGGAAGUCCGACACAUGUUAAAGCACGACAGUGCCAACGAAAACAAAACCGAUAAUUCAGACGUGCCACCUGGGGAAGACGACUCCAGCAAAGUCAUCAGUACAGACGAAGAGACUAAAGCGAUACGGGAAAGAAUAAUCUCAAUAAGGCGAAAAAUACACAAAAACACAGUGGCGGCGGUCACGGCGAGGUGGAACUUCGAAGAAGGGAUCAAACGACCCUAUUUCCACGUCAAGCCCCUGGAAAGGUGCCAACUCAAGAACUGGCAAGAAUACCUCGACUUCGAAAUCGAGCAAGGCGACCAAGUCCGCAUCGUCGUCUUGUUCGAGCGUUGCCUCAUCGCCUGCGCCCUCUACGAAGAGUUCUGGUUGAAAUUCGUGCACUACUUAGAAAGUUUAAAGGACCCCGAACUCCAGUCCAAAAUCCGCGACGUGUACGAGAGAGCUUGCACCAUCCACCACCUCAAGAAGCCCAGUUUGCACCUGCAAUGGGCCAUGUUCGAGGAGAGCGUCCAGAAUUUCCACAGAGCCGCCGAAAUCUUAGUCAACCUAGAAAAGUCAGUACCUAAUGUUCUACAGAUAGCCUACAGAAGGAUAAAUUUAGAGAGGCGCAGAAACGACAACGACAAGUGCGCACAACUGUACGAACACUACAUUAACAAUUCAAAGAAUAAGAUGAUCUCGAGUAACAUAGCCAUAAAAUAUUCAAGGUUCGCUUUGAAGAUACUCAAAAAUAAGGAAAAAGCGUUGGAGAUACUUCGGUCGGCGAUUACGAAGGAUCCGAACAACCCGAGGUUGUACUUACAGUUGAUUGAUCUGACGUUGCAGCAGGAGGACGUCACGGAGAAUACGAUAGUGGAGUUGAUUGAUUCGUUCUUGGAGAAGGAGACUGCUGAUGCUGACCAGAAGGUCUUGUUUGCGCAGAGGAAGUUGGAGUACUUGGAGGAUUUCGGGGCGGAUAUACAGUCGGUGCAAAAGGCGUACGAAGACUACCAGAAGUACAUCAAACAGAGCAAAGACAGCGGGAAGAAGAAAGAGUCAAAGAACGAUGCCACUUCGACGGAUAAGAAAGGUAAAGCGUCGAAUCAGCAGGCGUCGCAGUCGAGCUCGUACGGGAGCUACGGCAACUACGGGAAUUCGUCAGCUCAAGGAUCUUACCAAUACUCGGGCUCCCAGACCGGUCAGUACAACUACUCAUACGGCCAAGGUGAUCAGUAUCAGUAUCAAGGGUGGCAGUAUCCGCAAGGGAGCUAUAGCGGCUACAACCAAUGGGGUUCGUACGGAGGCGGAUACAGUUAUUAGUUUUUAUAUUCGAUAAACUUCCACUUUUUCUAGUUUCUAGGAUUAUCUUCAAUUUGUACACAAUGAAUGUACUUUUUUUUUACACCCUUUUCCACGGGUACAAAUCUGUUUUAUUUUAAUUUAAUAUAAUUUCGUGCGUUGUGGAUUGUAACCUUGUACUACCUAAACGAGUAAUUAAUAUACAUAGUAUAUGUAAAAA